This is a messenger RNA of Moneuplotes crassus, 3024 nucleotides long. NCBI's taxonomy places the organism in Eukaryota, Ciliophora, Spirotrichea, Euplotida, Euplotidae. The record is from the annotation of a GenBank genome assembly.
AAAAUUCAAAAAUGGACGCCAAGAAGAUGACCCCCGAACAAAUCCGAGAACACGCUGCCAAACAAAGAGCCCUACUACAAGCCAAGAUCAAAAAGAAGCAGCAAGAGGAAGAACGGAUUAAAUAAGGAGAAGCUUGAGAAGAAGAGGAAGGAGAGAGAGCAGAAGAGGAAAGCAGAAGAGGAGGCGAAGAGGGUGGCAGAGGAAGAAAGAUUGAGGGCGAUACAAGAGCAGAAGGAACAAGAAGAGCAAAAGCAGAGAGAACUUGAACAACAAAAGUUAGAAAAAGAGAGAAAGCAACAGGAAUUGGAGGCACAGAAGCAGCUAGAAAUUGUUAAUGAAGCAUCUUUAUCUAAGGAAAAUACAUUUGAGAACGAAUCUAGGAUGUCUAUCCAGGAGAGACAAAGCGAUAUUAGACAAUCUGCCUCUACUUAUGGGAUAAAUGACCGUGAGGAGACUGAUGGAUUUGAUAGUACUUUUCAGGAUAGAGAAUAUUCAGAAUUUGCUCCAGAUAGUACAUUUCAGAGAUCUAGUCAAGAUCAUCAAAGAGAACAUCUUACAGAGAGAAGUCAUGAAGUCCCGAUAUCUGAAUAUAAUCCAAACUAUGGCUUAAGUCAAAACAGAUUUGAGAAAAUUCAAGAGAUGAUGAAAAGGAACCAAGAGAGUAAAUUUAGUAAUAGAGAAAGUCCUCAGAAGCAUCAAGAAUCUCAGCAAAUGGAAUAUGAUUUCCCUUCACAUACCAAUAAUGAAGGGUUUGGAAAUUUUGAAAAAUUUGGAACUUUAGAGAAAAAUAAGAUGCAAUUUGAGAUUAAAUAUCAAGUACAGAAUCUCCAGAAGAAAAUAAAGGAGCAAGAGAGACAGAAAGAAGAUAAAAUUCAAGAAGCUAAAAGAGGAGCCAUUGAUCUACUGAUGAAAAUGAAGAAGAAGUCUAAUGAAGAAGGAGAAUCCCACAAUACUGGGCCUAAUAGCUUAUCAAUUCAGCCUCCAGAAUACUCGAAGGGGUUAGAACUGAAAGAAAACAACUAUAAAGUGUUAAUGUCACCUACCCAAAAUGACUCGUUGCAUGAUUUUGACUCUGAGCCUGAUGAAACUCAUGAAACAGAUCAACAUAAAGGAAGGAAUGUAGAUACAGCUUAUUUCCAAAGAUCGGCCAAAUUUGACUCAAUUCUGAGAGAAGAAGAAAUCAAGGAAGAAAAUGAAGACAACGAAGAAAAUGACGAUAUCUAUGAAGAAGAAUAUGAGGAAGAACCUCAAGAAGAAAUACAUCCUCUUCAUCAAGAUGAGCUUGAUAAAAAUAUGGAAAUUCCUAUACCUAAAGGACCUAUAAAUCAUCGAUAUCAGCAAACUUUUGGAGAGCCUUCAGAGCAGAGUUAUGGAAAUUUCUCGAACAUUAACCCCCUUGAUGAAUCAGAUAAUUCUUAUGGAAUAACUCCAAUUAGGCCAAAGACUACCUCUAAGAUUACUAAAAAUGAUGACUGGGAUGAUUUUGACUUAAACAAUGCAGAAGAGGGCAAAACAAACUCUAAAGAUCACAACUCGACUAAUGUAUUCCAGUAUGAGCAGCCAACUGAGAACCAGUCUUCUGAGAAAGAUUUUCAGCUAAGCUUCAGGUUCAAGAACAAAGAGAUGGAGAAUCUGAAUAGAGAAAACGUAGUUUUUACCUCUAAAGGCAUGAGGAAGCCAGACGGCCUCCAAAACUUAGAUGACAACGAUCCUUUAAAAGAAUUCGCAGAUUUGCAUAAUGAAGCAAAGACUGUCCUCUCUAAGGGAAAUUUUAGCUUCGGGACCAAAUUCUUUGAUUCUGAUAAGGAGAUAUCAAAAGACUUAAGAAAUAGCGACGAUGACUUUGAUUUUGACAGUGAUAACUCUCCUAAGCCAGCUCCAGCAGAGGUUGCUAAACAAAGAAAGCAAUGGGGAAAGAAGGAAGCUCCUGGUAUAAACUUCAGUCCAGAUUUCAAUGAAGUUAGAGGUGAAGAUACUCUUGCACAAAUGUCACCAAAGCCUGGAUUUUUCAAUAAACCUAAGAACCUAUAUUCUGAAAACGAAGCUGACUCUUAUGAACCUACACAAAACUUCCAAGAGGAAGAUGACAACUACAAUGAUGACUUUGAACCAGAAGAUGAUGUUGAUGAAGACCAAGAAGCCGCAGGUGUUUGUGAUAAACCCUCGCCUGUUAAAAAUGUCGCAAUGGAAAUCAACUUUGCAUCAACCCAAGAGAUGAAGAAGAUCCAAGCAAAGAAGCAGCAAUUCCUGAAGAGAAGGGAAGAGAAUGAGAAGAAAAGAAAAUUAGAGUGGCAGAAAAAGAGAGAAGAACAGAAAAAUGCCAGUAAUCAAUAUUCAAAUGUGAUACCUCAGUCUGCUCAGAUUCGGAAGACUCAAAAGCAGGUAGAUGAGGGGUAUUCCAAGCAUAUCCCAGAUGCUGCUGGGAGUGCAAAGACAAAGAAUAGAGGAGAGAAGUUAAAUUCUCCUGUUUCAGACCUUAAAAAGAAUAUUAGGCGGAAUAAUUUGAUGGGAGAUCAUCCAGUCUACAAGAAACCAAAGAACCCUGGUGUAAAAAUUUCUCAGCCAUCUAAUAAGAAGUUGAUCAAGAACGCAAUUUCUUCUGUAUGUUUGGCAGGAGAAGUUUGAAAACAUGAGAGGGAGGAGGUCCUUCAAGUUUUGCAAGAUAAUGACUCUAAAUAUUUUAUAAUCCUACUCCAGACCUCUCUUGGACGUCAAAAGUUCAAAGGCCUUUACUCUCAUGAUGGACUUGGAACUGUUAACAAGCUGUAUGGAGGUACUAAAAUGCCUACUGAAAUAUUAGAGGAUUAUGUGAACAAAUAUUACAAAUACGAUUCUGGUGCAAAGGAAUUCAAAGAGGUUGUAGGAAUGAAGAGAUUCAAUGUAUCAACAGAUGCUGUUUCCUUACAUCCAGCUAUGUUAAAAAGGUUGCAGAGUGCCCACACAGUUGAGAUAAAAGACACUAGUCCGACAAUGACGGAAUAUACAGUACCUAGUUAUAAUAUUCCAUAAUGUGAAUCAGCAAGG